CCAAACACACACACACGGCCAGCAAACACAAUUUUCAGCUGGCCAAAAAAAACGAAAAGUUUGUUCAUCCUUAAUCUUUUUGUUUUGUCCCACAAUCAUAAAUGGAAAAAUUACAAAUUCAAAGCCCAGAGUGUAUUCAAUUAAAUUGUGCAAAUUACAACCUAGAGGAUAAUUGAAAAAUCAAGGCACACACCUGCGCACAUGUCUGUGAGAGUGUCCUGCUUGUAUAUGCGUAUCUGUGUAAGGGCACCUGCGGCUGUAUGUGUGUUGAAGGCUAAGCAGAAUCAGCAGCCACGGAAAAGCCAACAAGUAAAAUAAAAAUUGCAUGUGCCCCAAAAAUCGGAAAAUUGGAAAUGGAAUAUUGCUCGACCACAAAUGAAAAAUACAACAGUGCAAAAAGUGACAACGUUUAAAAGAUAUUUUACACGCCAGAAAAUCAAAAUAUUUCAUGGCAGCAAAGCCAUAAAUCCUACCCCCUCAAAAUUAUCUUAUCUGAAAAGAAAUCCAUUUAAUUUAACACCACCAAAUGCAUGCAUUAAAAUAUUAUUUGAUUGAUUUAUUAGUGAAUAAAGGCUGCUUAACGUUUCUUUGAGGGGCGGCCGACUUUGGUUAGAUAAAUAUGUCUUAAGCCCACAAUUAUCUAGAUAUUUUACAGUUCUUGCCUGUUGCAGCCAAAGAGUUAGCAAACAAAGUGAUAAAGACAAAGUGUUCAAGACAAAAUGUAAUAAAUAUUAUUAAAUAUACAAAAACGGAAUAAAUUACUUAAUAAUUAAACGCUAAACUGGAAUUCGGAGCAAUGUCAAGGCACAGGUCUCAACAGGAUGUCCCGUCUAAGAUGCGCACAAUUAGCUUAAACUGACAGCAGGAUGUGGAUAGCAGCAGCAGCAGCAACAACAACAACAGCCAGAAUUUACAAGCAAAAGGAUAAUCACAAUCACCAUGCAGCGAAAUUAAACACCAAAAGCCGAUAACUAACAACCGAACUAUUAUCGAACUAUUUUAAAACAACUUAAAUGUAGCACAACAGAAGCCUUACAAAACAAGAAAACAACAUUUGUGCUGUGCUUUAAUUAUAGUCAACAAAAAAAUACAACUACCACGAAAAGAACCCCGAAAACCGCGUAAUUAUUACACAUUAAAUAAUAAUAUAAAUAAUCAUUAUUCUUCCACUUGCGAGUUUGAAAUGUGUACAUUUUUAAAUCGAUAUUUAAACUAGUAGCGAAUUAUUAAUACCAAAUGAUAUAUAUAAACGAAUAACUGUUUAACGUUCAUUAAAACUUAGCAAAGAGCGUUGUGAAUUUAACAAAGAAAACAAAUUAAUUAAACGGUUAACGAUCCUCUAAAUUGUACGCAAUUAGUAGUUUUUAAACGUAAGAUUUUAAUCCAAAGGACAUUUUUAAACGAGCUUCAAACACACACGAAAAAUAUAACACACCUACACACACACACACAACCGGGCAGAAACUUAUCCUUAACCUUAACCACGACGGCAGGAUUGUAAGGGUAACAAUCAAAUGCUUGGCUCAGCGCCAGAAAUACAGCCCAAAAAGUAGGCAGUAGAAAUUUAUACAAAUUUGGCGCCAGCGGUGAAAAAAGGACGAAAAAAGAAGGCAGAAAAGCAGCGCCAAGGACUCCGACGACCUUCGCGUGUGCAAGCGUCGUUGCACAAUAAAGGACGCCACUAACACUCUCACCCAGACAAACACACACACAUACACACUUAACAACUCACCUAGACACAUAGAAAACACACACACACACAGAUAAACACACCCAAACCACAGGACAAUUGCAUGGGCGGCCGCCAUGACCGGAAGUGAAGUACGGUCACGUCCACGUCCACUGGCCUUUGCAUAACAAUCAGCCCGCCAAGGAGCCGCCAAGAAGGUGGGUGGUGAAAGCGGGGAGAAAGCCAGCGAAAGCAGGUGAAAUAGCAGCAGAAGGAGGAGCAGGCAGAGGAGAGCAAAAGGACUAAGAACAACGAGCACAGGAGCGCCACUUUCACCCGCCAGCGGCCCGUAAAAAUGCAGGAAAUGAGCUACCUGCAGGAUAAUUCCAAGGUGGAGGCCCUCACCAAGGCGGUGCUCAUAUCCAUACUGGGCGUGGCCAUCGUCCUGUCCAACCUCCUCAUCAUCGCCACCUAUGCCAACUUCAAGGGUCCCACAGAGGUGAUCAACUACUACCUGUUGUCCUUGGCCAUUGCCGAUCUGCUCUGCGGACUGCUGGUGGUGCCCUUCUCCGUGUAUCCCGCCUUGACCGGGGAAUGGAUGUACGGCGACAUCGUGUGCCGAUUCACGGGCUACCUGGAGGUCACUCUGUGGGCGGUAUCCGUCUACACGUUCAUGUGGAUAUCAGUGGAUCGCUAUCUGGCCGUUCGCAAGCCACUGCGAUACGAAACGGUUCAGACGAAGACGAGAUGCCAGUGCUGGAUGGUGUUCACCUGGAUAUCGGCGGCCCUGCUCUGCUGCCCACCGAUUCUGGGCUACUCGAUGCCCAUCGAGAACAACAUGACGCACAUCUGCAUGCUGGACUGGGGGAAUAUGGCAGCAUAUAGUGCCACUUUGGCGAUUUUAGUCUUAGGUCCCAGCCUCAUUUCAAUCGUACACAACUACGGCUAUAUCUUUGUAAUGAUGCGUAAGAUUAGGUCCGGCGAGCCGAUACACGAUAAAGAAUAUGCAACUGCUCUGGCUGAAAAUUUAUCGAACCCUAGUCAUAUGAUGUCAUUCGCAUUAGUCUUUGCAUUCUGGGUGUCCUGGCUGCCAUGGAUUCUGUUGCGUCUGUAUGAGGUGGUCACGGGCGAUGUUAUCCAAAGUACUCUUAUCAACUUCGCCGUCGUCUGGAUCGGCAUAUUGAAUUCGUUUUGGAAAAUUCUAAUCAUGACCAGUAUGUCGCCGCAAUUCCGUAUCGCUUUGAGAGUAUUUUGCUUAACCAUUUGUUGUAAGACUAAGGGCCGUUUGCAAGCAGAGCUAAUCGGGUUGGACCCAGAUGACUAGAGUUAGAUUUAGAUUUUCAUUCUCCUCAAAAAAUAUAAAAUAAUAACCGCCAUCCCCUCCCCCCGCCCUAACCCAAUCCGACUAUCCCUUUGAGAAGAACUACGAAGUCCCGCAAGUAAAAAAAAUUGGUUGUAAUUGCAUUGAGCCAUUUCCUUAACUCUCUCUAUCUAUAUUUACACUUACUUGCCUGUUGCCAUAUAGUUGCAUAUUUACGGGCCGUUUGGCGCUACGCGACAUGCCAAUGAAAGCACCACCCACAAAGCCACUGAAAAACUCAAAAACGCAACCACUCAACCACCCAACCACCAUACAGCAACCACACAGAGACACCAAAAACACAGACACGUUGAAAGACAUAUUCAUAUUUCUAGACCUAAGCUAAGCUAAGAGUUUUUAGCGUAUCCAAUUAUGAUUGAUUAAUUGAUUGAUUGAUUGAAUUGAAUUGAUUGACGAUUAUUAUUGUGUAUUUAUGAGCUUACCACGUAUAUACUUGUACUUAACUCUAGCCAUAUACAUAUUGUAGCAGCGAUUCUAAUUCUAAUUCGUAGACAAGAGACAAUUCACUAGGCAAGAAAACAUUUCCGUUUCCGGUUUACAAUUCAAACAAUUGCUACUACAAACAAAUCGAUUUGAAUCAUAUGCUACUCAAGAAGCAAGAUAUUGCAUAUAUUAUAAACCUUUUUCAAAGUCCAUAUUAAGUAGCAUUUAGAAUUUUACAAAAAAAUCGAGUAGAGUUUAUUAAACAAUUUGCCAAACUUGACGACGGGCCGGAAAUUAAGAAUUCAAAAUUCAGAACAUUCAAUCUUCGCACGCUUUGCGAAUGCGCUUUAGAAACGGAAAACCCAGGCCCACUAAACGAUAUAAAACUCAACCCAGCAAAAAUGUUAAAAUACGAAAGCGAAAAAAAAACAUUUCCAGUAGUUCUUAGCGAUAAAUAAAUAAAAAGUGAAAAUGAAAAUUAAAGGAUAGGCUAGUGUCAAGUUUCGAUCGUUGUUAAAAUCGGCAGACGCAGAUGCAUGUAUUUUCCUUUUGGCCGCCCCUGAACGCUUCGAUUUGGUGGGGUUCCCAAUUUCGCCUAGUUCCCUUAGUGGGUCAAAUUCAGUUUCCCAGGCUCCGCCAGUGAAGCGUCCAGGGUCCCAAGUCGAGUGUUUGCUGUUGAAUAUUGUCGAUCUCUGCUGUUUUCGAUGAUAUCUCAGCUGCAAACAUGUCAAAAUGCGAAAAUAAUGAACGAAAUUCGAUUUAGGAAACGAAACAUUGUGUAUAUUUUGUUGUUGUACAUUUCAUUGACGAUCUUUUGUACAUUUAGUUAUAGUUCAAAACUAAUUAACACACCAAAAGCAAGUGUUAUCGAUUUUUAAGUGUAAGGAAAUUGUUAGAGCCGUAUAAGCAGAUAGAAAAGGCGUUUCGACAAAUAUAAACAAUGAACGCAGUAAAUAAAUGCAAAAAUGAUGAAAGCAAA
Drosophila rhopaloa is the source of this 4452-nucleotide messenger RNA. It is a transcript of the gene DopEcR, whose product is annotated as G-protein coupled receptor 52. The transcript is spliced from 4 exons. NCBI's taxonomy places the organism in Eukaryota, Metazoa, Arthropoda, Insecta, Diptera, Drosophilidae. Bases 2025 to 2993 code for a protein of 322 amino acids. Gene Ontology annotation, molecular function: G protein-coupled receptor activity; peptide binding. Gene Ontology annotation, cellular component: membrane. Gene Ontology annotation, biological process: G protein-coupled receptor signaling pathway. The record is from RefSeq and is a predicted model, not a curated record.